This is a messenger RNA of Monomorium pharaonis (pharaoh ant), 1731 nucleotides long. RefSeq lists its product as uncharacterized. The transcript is spliced from 4 exons. NCBI's taxonomy places the organism in Eukaryota, Metazoa, Arthropoda, Insecta, Hymenoptera, Formicidae. The record is from RefSeq and is a predicted model, not a curated record. The coding region runs from base 17 to 601 and encodes 194 amino acids.
GUUCUAUCAGCUUCUAAUGGCGAAAAAGGCGUUUCUGCUCAGCUUCCUCGUGUUAUAUUGUUGGAAAAGCGAGAGUUCCGUGUCCAGAUCGAGGAGGCAAAUAUUGUACCCACCGCCAAUUGUCUACCCAUAUGGAGGAACAUUCAAGCUCAUCGUGGGAUUUGCAGUGCCCGUACAGCUCUCAGGUAGGAUUUUGGUUUACGGGCAGAACUUGCAGUUCCAAUACCUCUUGCCGCAAAACGCGACGCUCUUCACGGAGUUUUUCGCGUCAUCGUCGCGACGGCGACGUGAAAGCGUUAGCUGGAACGAAAGGAUGACUAUCUAUCGGCUUUUGGAGGAGGAGUUUGAAAGAAGAGGGAUAAAUGGGAGAGAGUGCAUGAAAAAGAGCAUAUGCGAAACAGCAACGACACCUUUGGAGGACGAAGGACUUGUGGGAGAAUUGUUUCACCUUUUACUUACGCCUCGAAAAAGCGAUACACCUUUAGAGUCCGAGUAUUUACAAGCCCUAGAAUUUGGACGAGGAUAUCAGGAUUGCUCACGGAUUUACAGAUCAUGUCUUCCUGGUCAAGGAAUUCUAGAUCAAAUCUCAAAAAUAAUAUAACCCAAAGCCAAUUUUACAAAUCAACUAAAUUUAAAAUUAAUAAAGAAAGCCCAGAGAACAUUAUGACUUAAAUAAGAUUUUAUUAUUAAGCGUUCAAAUGUAAGUUGAAAAUAAUUCAUACAAAGAAAUGAUUAUAUUUCAAUGUUUCUCGACUGUGGUAUGAUUUGUACUGGACGUAGAUAUGAUGGUGAAUAGUAUGACACUUUUCUGACGGAAUCUACAGAAUUCGAAAGAUAUGAAUUAUUUGCAACAAUUGCGUAUAAUCUUUUAUUUAAAUAAUUAAAGGAAUUUUAAAAGCAAUAUUUAACAUUCUCGUAAACAUGUUCAAAUAAGUUCGAAUACAAAUAAAUAAUUUACACAAAUUUACUACAAAUAAAAAUUUACAUAUAUGUAUGAUUCUUAUUAAAUAUUUUUUACACAGUGAUACAUAUUAAAAUUUCUACAUCUAUCGUUAAUUCUUACUUUUAACCGCUAAGCGACUGUAAUAUUAAAUGUCGUAGAUAUUUAUCUAGAUAAUUAUAAAUAAAUAUCAAAAAAUAAAUUUGAAAUUACUGUAAACAUAAGGAAAUUAUAAUAGAGAUUAUUUAACGGUUUCAACGAAAACAUUUAAAUUGAUUUAUAAAUAAGAGCGUUUUAAACAGUUUCUCAUUAGUGAUCGUAUUCAGUUAUGUCAAUAUAUAAAAACGAAACAGAGAAUAAAUUCUUGGAUAGUUCGAUAUUGCUAUAAUGUCUCUAUUUUGUAAUUUUUAAUGACAGUGGUGGUGUUGUUUACACUGUUGUUGCGCAGGUAAUGUAAUUAAAAAAAGUUGCGCAUCGACAGUCUAACAACCACGACACUGUAUCGCUAGAUGUUAUAGAAUAGUGUUCCCGAAGAACGAUCUUACGGCUUUAUAACAAGUUUCAUAACACAGGGAACUUCUUAAAAUUUGAGAUCAAAUUCCAUUGGAUAUAUCUCUUCAAUGUCUUUCGGGAUUUGUAUGCCAAAUAAUGAUAAAUAAAGGAUUACAGAGGGUACUCUUGGAUAUUCGAGUAAGUUUAACAUAUUGUUGGGGUCAAAUUCAUUACUGAGGAAGUAACAUUGACUGUCCUUUUUGUGAAAAAAAUGUUAAAUUGUAGUCUUCCAGUUUAUG